Molecule: messenger RNA, 2143 nt
Organism: Aspergillus aculeatinus CBS 121060
Lineage: Eukaryota; Fungi; Ascomycota; Eurotiomycetes; Eurotiales; Aspergillaceae
Gene: akuA
Product: putative DSB repair complex subunit Ku70
Exons: 6
Coding region: 176-2143 (655 amino acids)
Biological process (GO): cellular response to gamma radiation; telomere maintenance; double-strand break repair via nonhomologous end joining
Cellular component (GO): nucleus; Ku70:Ku80 complex
Molecular function (GO): DNA helicase activity; telomeric repeat DNA binding; double-stranded DNA binding
Source: RefSeq, a predicted model, not a curated record
CUACUACGGUAGUCUAAAGCUUCCCCGAAUCGCCCAGGCAGCAGAACAAUUUCAGGCAGAUACACAACUCUCACUGGCCACAUCUAGACAUGGAACCUGAUUAAUUCUCUUUUAACCUCUUUCGCUCCUGGUAAAAUUAUCGAAAUCAUUGAAACUUCUUUCAAACACCUCAGUCAUGGCCGACAGUAACCCACCGCGAGACGAUGAAGUAGGCGAAGAGGAAGAAGAGGAGAUCGAUGAAUCCAACUACAAAUCGGUGAAAGAUGCGGUUCUCUUUGCGAUCGAAGUUAGCGACUCCAUGCUCGAGCCUCGCCCAUCUGCCGACCCCAAGAAGCCCGUGGAAGAAUCGCCGGUCACCGCAGCCUUGAAAUGCGCAUACCACUUAAUGCAACAGCGAAUCAUUUCUAACCCACAAGAUAUGAUGGGAGUUCUCUUGUACGGGACGCAGGCGUCCAAGUUCUACGAUGAAGACGAGGGCAGCCGAGGCGACUUGUCCUAUCCCAACUGCUACCUCUUCACAGACCUCGACAUCCCGUCUGCGCAAGAAGUCAAGGACCUUCGAGCGCUGGUAGAAGAUGAGGGAAAAGCCAGAGAGGUUCUCGUGCCGGCAGAGAAGCAAGUGUCUAUGGCAAACGUCCUAUUCUGUGCCAACCAGAUUUUCACCUCCAAAGCGCCCAACUUCCUUUCGCGGCGGUUGUUCAUAGUCACCGACAACGACAGUCCUCACACCCAAGACAAAUCCUUGCGGUCUGCCGCGACAGUGCGAGCUAAGGAUCUAUACGAUCUCGGAGUCACUAUUGAGCUCUUCCCCAUCUCCCAGCCCGAACAUGAGUUCGACAGCUCCAAGUUCUAUGACGAUAUCAUCUAUAAAACCUCUCCAAAUGAUCCCGAUGCCCCUGCGUAUCUACAACCGGACUCCAAAGCUUCAAUGGCUACAGGGGAUGGGAUCUCCCUCCUCAAUACCCUAUUGUCUAGUGUCAACUCAAGAUCCGUGCCUCGGCGCACUCAUUUCUCGAAUAUGCCGCUAGAGCUUGGACCCAACCUCAAGAUCUCAGUGUCAGGCUAUAUCCUCUUUCGGCGGCAAGCGCCCGCCCGGAACUGCUAUGUCUGGCUUGGAGGCGAGAAGCCCGAGAUUGUCAAAGGAGUCACGACUCAAAUAGCCGACGACACGGCGCGCACGGUGGAGAAAUGGGAGAUCAGAAAGGCCUACAAGUUCGGCGGGGACCAAGUUGUCUUUACCCCCGAGGAGCAGAAGGAGUUGAAAAACUUCGGUGAUCCGGUCAUCCGCAUCAUAGGCUUCAAGCCCGCUUCUGCCCUUCCCUUCUGGGCGAACAUGAAACAUCCUUAUUUCAUAUAUCCGUCAGAGGAGGACUACGUGGGUUCAACCCGCGUGUUCUCCGCCUUGCAUCAGACGCUUCUGCGGCAGAAGAAGAUAGCUCUCGUCUGGUUCAUUCCACGGAGGGCUGCCAACCCGGUCCUUGGUGCUAUGAUCGCCGGAGAGGAGAAGGUCGAUGAGAACGGCGUGCAGAAGUAUCCCCCUGGCAUGUGGAUUGUGCCCCUUCCGUACGCCGACGAUGUUCGCCAGAACCCCGAGACCACCCUGAAUGUGGCUCCAGAACCGUUGAUCGACCAGAUGCGUGUUAUUGUCCAGCAGCUGCAACUCCCCAAGGCCUGCUACGAGCCUCUGAAAUACCCGAAUCCAUCAUUACAAUGGCACUAUCGCAUCUUACAGGCGCUGGCUCUAGACGAGGAUCUCCCGGAGAAACCGGAAGACAAGACCGUCCCGAAGUAUAGACAGAUUGACAAGCGCGCUGGGGACUAUGUGCUGUCAUGGGCCGACGAGCUCGAGAAGCAGUACGCCACGAUCGCCGUUGAGAAACCAGCAUCCAGCACUCUUGUCAAGCGAGGCGCGAAGAAUCGUGCCCCGGAAGACGACGCAGAGUCCAGCAAGCCAGCUAAGAAGGUCAAAGUGGAAGCCGACAAUAACAUUGAGGAGGAAGUGCGGCGACAUUACCAGAAGAACAACCUGUCCAGGCUUACGGUGAAUAUCCUGAAAGAUUUCCUCACGUCUCAUGGACGCUCUGGGGUGGGGAAGAAGGCAGAUCUGAUCGAUCGCGUGGAGCAAUUCUUAGAGUCUGGAUAA